This is a messenger RNA of Symbiodinium natans, 987 nucleotides long. The record is from the annotation of a GenBank genome assembly. Lineage: Eukaryota; Dinophyceae; Suessiales; Symbiodiniaceae.
AUGAAGGCGGCGAGCGAGGCCAACCAGCAGCGGAUCAGGGCAGCAACGCCCCCGCCCGUGAAGCUGUUGUUGCAGCGCAUACGUGCCCCUCCGUCCGACCCAUGUGGGCACGUCAAAGCCCCGCAGCCGCAGACACUGUGCCGAUUGUUCCGCCUGGCGGGUGCUGAGUGGUGCGUCCAGCGCAUCCACAUCACAUCACGAAGCAGGCCCAGCAUCGUUGCGACCUUGGAGCACAAGCGAUGCAUCCUGCUCGGACGUCCCCUGUCCGUGGUAUUGUUUGUCGUCCUGUGGACCCUUGUGUCGCACUAUUUGGUUAUUAUGUGGUCACCGCCUGCGGGCACUGUCCGCGCAUUUCGCGCUCGGGCCAUGGAUGGCCUCUGCAUCAAUGUCGCCGACAUGAUGGGUGAGCUUUCUAGAGCACGCCAGCUCCUCACCGCUGCAAAGUUCGCGCCCGGCGACGAAGAUACGAGCCGUAGUGCCCUGGCACCAGCGUUGCGGAAAGCUCGGCGAGGAGGCGUUGCGGAGCUGUCGGGCAUGCGCGCGGAGCAUCUGAACAUUUUGCUUAUCGACGUGCCCGCUAUCGAGCUCAUCGCUUUCGUGGCAGCCAGACUCGCGAAUGCGGAAGUACCCGCGGGCAUCUUCCCGGCCUUGGCUCCGGCACGCUUCACGGCGCUCCGCAAGCCGGACGGCGGUGUACGCGGCGUCGCGACGGGCGACGUGUUCCGCCACCUGGUUUCCCGAGCUCUCGUCAAAGGUUGGGCUAUGCGACCAUACCAGUUUGCUUUGCAGGCACAUGCCGGCACGGACGAACUCGCAGCAUGCGUGCGAACGGCACAGGAGCUGCGCGAUGGUGCCGUGUUGAUUUCGCUCGAUGGGCGGAGCGCUUAUGACACCAUGUCGCGAGCUUCGUUCCUCACUGCGCCGGAGUUGGUCCUGUUCGCCAUUGCCACGACAUCACGCAAGGAGAAGGGUGUGAACAAGGCGUAA